This is a messenger RNA of Onychomys torridus (southern grasshopper mouse), 764 nucleotides long. Its product is annotated as histone H1.3. Gene Ontology annotation, molecular function: structural constituent of chromatin; DNA binding. Bases 53 to 718 code for a protein of 221 amino acids. The record is from RefSeq and is a predicted model, not a curated record. NCBI's taxonomy places the organism in Eukaryota, Metazoa, Chordata, Mammalia, Rodentia, Cricetidae. Gene Ontology annotation, cellular component: nucleosome. Gene Ontology annotation, biological process: nucleosome assembly. The transcript has a single exon.
CCCUCUCUGACAGUUUGUGCUUACUUUUGGCUUUCCUAGCAAGGCAGAAACCAUGUCUGAGACCGCUCCAGCAGCUCCCGCUGCCCCUGCACCUGUGGAGAAGACACCUGUGAAGAAGAAGGCGAAGAAGACCGGCGCCGCUGCAGGGAAGCGCAAGGCGUCCGGACCCCCGGUGUCCGAGCUCAUCACCAAGGCUGUAGCCGCCUCCAAGGAGCGCAGCGGCGUGUCCCUGGCGGCGCUCAAGAAGGCGCUGGCGGCCGCCGGCUACGACGUGGAGAAGAACAACAGCCGCAUCAAGCUGGGGCUCAAGAGCCUGGUGAGCAAGGGCACCCUGGUGCAGACCAAGGGCACCGGCGCCUCCGGCUCCUUCAAGCUCAACAAGAAGGCGGCUUCCGGCGAGGCCAAGCCCAAAGCCAAGAAGGCAGGCGCGGCCAAGGCUAAGAAGCCCGCGGGCGCAGCCAAGAAGCCCAAGAAGGCGACUGGUGCCGCCACGCCCAAGAAAGCCGCCAAGAAGACCCCGAAGAAGGCGAAGAAGCCCGCUGCAGCUGCAGGAGCCAAGAAAGUUGCCAAGAGCCCGAAAAAGGUGAAGGCAGCAAAACCCAAGAAGCCAGCCAAGAGUCCAGCGAAGGCUAAAGCCCCCAAGCCUAAGGCCUCCAAGCCUAAGGCGACCAAACCGAAGGUCACCAAGGCAAAGAAGGCCGCCCCUCGUAAGAAGUAAAGUGGCGCGUCCUGCUUUGAAAAUCUCAAACGGCUCUUUUCAGAGC